UCUAGUGUCUGUAGACAAGAUGGAAUCAACUCCAUUCAAUAGACGGCAAUGGACAUCAACGUCAUUGAGGGUAACAGCCAAAGAACUUUCUCUUGUUAACAAGAACAAGUCAUCGGCUAUUGUAGAAAUAUUCUCCAAGUACCAGAAAGCAGCUGAAGAAGCAAAUAUGGAAAAGAGGAGAAAUAACACUGAAAAUUUCCCCCAACACUUCAGAAGGGGGACCCUGACUGUGCUGAAGAAGAAGUGGGAGAACCCAGGGCUGGGAGCUGAGUCACACACGGACUCUCUACGAAACAGCAGCACUGAGAUUAGGCACGGCGUCGACCACCCUCCCGCCGAAGAGGCAAGCAACUCUGCCACAGAAGCUGAAGCUCACCAAGAGGAACGAAGCCACACCAGAUCAAGAUUUGGCUCACCUCCUGAAGCCCUCACUCGGUGCCGGUAUCCCUCCAUCAAGGACAGUGAGGAUCUUCAAGACCCCUCUACAGAGAGUGAAAAAAUGGAAAAUUGUCUAGGAGAAUCCAGGCACGAAGUAGGAAAACCUGAAAUCAGUGAAAACACAGAUGCUACAAGCAAAAUAGAGAAAUAUAAUGUUCCACUGAACAGGCUUAAGAUGAUGUUUGAGAAAGGUGAAUCAACGCAAACCAAGAUUCUUCAAGCCCAGAGCCGAGGUGCAGGUGGAAGAAGAAUUUCUGAAAACAGCUAUUCUUUCGAUGACUUGGAAAUCGGCCCAGGUCAGUUGUCAUCGUCUGCAUUCAACUCAGAGAAAAGUGAGAGUAGGCGAAAUCUGGAGCUCCCACGCCUGUCAGAAACCUCCAUAAAAGAUCGAAUGGCCAAAUACCAGGCAGCUGUGUCCAAACAAAGCAGUUCCAUCAACUAUCCAAAUGACUUGAGAGCCAGUGGUGGUGAAAUCAAAGCUCAUAAAUUGGAGCAAAAGGAGAAUGUGCCUCCGGGCCCUGAGAUCUGCAUCUCCCAUCAGGAUGGAGAAAAGGUUUGUGCAACUGAGAAUAGUCUGGCAUUCCGUUCCUCUCCUGCUGAAGAUGACUCCCGUAAUUCCCAGGUUAAGAAUGAGAUCCAGCAGCCUAUCCAGCCCAAACAGCUAAGUCCAGAUGCCAGAGCCUCCAGCCUUUCUGAAAAUUCUCCACCCAAAGCAGCCAAGAAGUUUCAGCCACCAGUGAGAGAGACCUGUGUGGAAUGUCAGAAGACAGUCUACCCGAUGGAGCGUCUCUUAGCCAACCAACAGGUGUUUCACCUCAGCUGCUUCCGUUGCUCCUAUUGCAACAACAAACUUAGUCUUGGAACCUAUGCAUCUUUACAUGGAAGAAUCUAUUGCAAGCCUCACUUUAAUCAGCUCUUUAAAUCUAAAGGCAACUAUGAUGAAGGUUUUGGGCACAGACCACACAAGGAUCUAUGGGCAACUAAAAAUGAAAAUGAAGAAACUUUGGAGAGACCAGUCCAGCUUCUUAAUGCAGGAGAGACUCCUCAGAGCCCAGGAGUAGAAGAUGCCCCUAUUGCUAAGGUGGGUGUGCUGGCAGCAAGUAUGGAAGCCAAGGCUUCCUCUCAGCGGGAGAAGGAAGACAAGCCGGCCGAAACCAAGAAGUUGAGGAUUGCCUGGCCACCACCGACUGAACUUGGCAGUUCAGGAAGUGCUUUGGAGGAAGGGAUCAAAGUGUCCAAACCUAAAUGGCCUCCUGAGGAUGAAAGCAGCAAGCCUGAAGCUCCUGAGGAUGUAGAUCUGGAUCUGAAGAAGCUAAGACGAUCUUCUUCGCUCAAGGAAAGAAGCCGCCCAUUCACUGUUGCAGCUUCAUUUCGAACCACUUCGGUCAAGAGUCCCAAAACCUUGUCACCUCCUAUCAGGAAAGGCUGGAGCAUGUCAGAGCAAAGUGAGGAGUUUGUAGGAGGAAUAGCAGUAGAAAGGAAACAUGUGGAAAAUGCCAAAGCCUUGGAGAAGAAUGCAGGUACAGGAAAAACAACCACCUGGCAAAACAGGGAAUCUGAAGGAAGAGAGUCAGGAAGGAGAAGUAAGGAAGUUCAUGGUUUUGAGCUAGGGAAUGAGAAUCUUGUAGAAAAUGGUGCAAACUUAGAUGAAGAUGAUGGAACCCUUCUCAAACAAGAGUCUCCUAUAGAACCCAAGUCUCCAAAUUGGUCCAGCUUUGUAGACAACACCUCCACCAAAGAAUUCACUGCUCAGAAUCAGAAAUCCCAGGACAUGGGAUUCUGGGAGGAAGAAGUGGUCAAAAACCUAUCUGUGGAAGAACAGAUAAAACGAAAUCGGUACUACGAUGAGGAUGAGGAUGAGGAAUGAUAAAUUGCAGUGGUGCUGGGCCUUGAAUUGGGGUUAGUGUUAGUGAGCCUCUCUGCCCUU
Molecule: messenger RNA, 2365 nt
Organism: Orycteropus afer afer
Lineage: Eukaryota; Metazoa; Chordata; Mammalia; Tubulidentata; Orycteropodidae
Gene: LIMA1
Product: LIM domain and actin binding 1
Biological process (GO): actin filament bundle assembly
Cellular component (GO): plasma membrane; actin cytoskeleton
Molecular function (GO): actin filament binding
Source: RefSeq, a predicted model, not a curated record